AUGGAUCUGGGAGCAAGUCCCUACGAGGCAAAGCCUUUCCGUCGGCACCGCUCCUCGCUCGAAGGCACGAUAAUCCUGCUCGCCGGAACUCCCGCCAUGUUGCCAGAAGAUACGAGGGCGAAGGCCGAACGGCCGCAGCAGGGCUACAACCGCCCCGCGCUUGUCCGCCUCACCUACGAAUACACAAUUUCCGACCAUUCCAAAAGCCUCUUUCUGUCAAGCUUUUUCGAGUCUCUGGCCCUUUCACUCGCCGGCAAUGCCACGGAUCCCGACGUCGACUUUGGGAACCCGGAAGUGAAGGCGGCCCUCGGCACUUCGGUGGACGCUUUCGCAGAGUACCUGAUGAACAGCUUCUUCUUGCCGCUCAUGGCCGCUUCGAACAAGACGCCCCAGCCGUCCCCCAUAACCCACUCCGCCGUCCAGAGGGCCCAAGGCUCCUCUUUACCACAAUCCUUCGCCGGUACGCCAGAUCGUCUCUCGUCUCUCCGUGGUGUUUGUCUCACCCGCAAUCACCACCGCUGCGUAAUUUCACGAAAUUUCGACACUGCGGAGGCCCUACGUCGAUUUUCAGCGGCAAAAGACGGCAAUGCUCUGGACGAUGAUGACUCUCCGAUCGACCCGCAUGAGCUCCGGCCUUUGGAAGUGGCUCACAUCCUCCCGCAUUCACUAGCCAAAAGUUCUCCAGACUCCGUCUUAAGUCCUGCUAGAAAAGCGGCCCUGGAUAUUCUGAACAUGUUUGAUGUGGGAGUUGUGCACCUGAUCGAAGGCGCCGACAUCGACCGGCCCUACAACGCAAUCAGUUUAUCUCAUGAUCACCACCUUGCAUUCGGCUCUUUCAAAAUCUUUUUCGAUCAUUUUCCCGACGGGCAGCCCCCGCAUACUUAUCGCAUUGAUGCGUUCAAUCGAUAUCUUAAGCCAGCUUUAGGCUUGCCCGUCAUUCGGACUCUCCACACCACCGAAGAUAAGACCAUCGACCCGCCUUUACCUCGUCUACUCGCUAUUCAUCGCGCGAUCGGGCACAUCCUGCACCUUUCGGGGGCGGGGGAUUACAUCGACAGGGUUCUUCACGACGCCGAAGAAUUCGGAGUGCGGUCCGACGGAUCGACCGAGCUCGGGUUCCUUGUCAACUUGAGCCUGGUGCGGGUCGCUGGCAUCGGUGCGGGGGCUUAGCAGGCCAGCUCACCUGACCCAGAGCCCUGACGGAGAUACGCCGUGAACGACAGGCGGGAAGAGGGGUUCUCGGCACACCAAACCCUUUUCACCCCAGCGGUAAUGGGCGGGCUCUUGACGCUCCUAGUCCAGCAACAAACAAGCAACAACACACCACCAGCACCCUAAAAGUCGGAAGGCCGAGGCUUUU
Messenger RNA from Gaeumannomyces tritici R3-111a-1, 1360 nucleotides. RefSeq lists its product as hypothetical. The record is from RefSeq and is a predicted model, not a curated record. The transcript has 2 exons. NCBI's taxonomy places the organism in Eukaryota, Fungi, Ascomycota, Sordariomycetes, Magnaporthales, Magnaporthaceae. Bases 1 to 1170 code for a protein of 389 amino acids.